AUGUCUGGUCGCGGCAAGGGCGGGAAGGGCCUGGGCAAGGGCGGCGCCAAGCGCCACCGCAAGGUGCUGCGCGACAACAUCCAGGGCAUCACCAAGCCCGCCAUCCGCCGCCUGGCCCGGCGCGGCGGCGUCAAGCGCAUCUCGGGGCUCAUCUACGAGGAGACCCGCGGCGUGCUCAAGGUCUUCCUGGAGAACGUCAUCCGCGACGCCGUCACCUACACGGAGCACGCCAAGCGCAAGACGGUCACGGCCAUGGACGUGGUCUACGCGCUCAAGCGCCAGGGGCGCACGCUCUACGGCUUCGGCGGCUGAGCGGCCCCCGCGGUCCCUGCCGCCCCAGACCCCCACCCAAAGGCCCUUCUCAGGGCCGCCCAAUUUCUCAAAGAAGGAGCUGUUCUGAUGUUGGUGGCGGCGUGCGCCCAAAGCUGGCAGUUAGGGGACCGGCAGUGGGGCGGGUUAAUGUGCUGCCAGGGACGCCCGCGCCGGUUUUACUUCCCGGUGUUCGGCUUCCCGCCUCCUAGCUCGUGCCUGGGGAAGCAGCGGGAGACGGGCGAAGCUCUUGGGCCUCUUCCGCGUCCUUGCUUUCUCGUGGUCUGGUCUCCCUUUCCGGCGCGGAGCGAGCCUGCGGCUGGAAGAUUGUACGUAAGCAAGUGUCAGCCCAUCACCCUCAGCUAGGGAGAAGGCCAUGUACUUGGUAGGGGUCGGGGUAGGGGUCGACAAGUAAUCGGACAGCGAAAGCGUAGGGCACCGAUGAGCCGUGACCGGCUAGGGACAAGCACUACCUUCAGCCAUCCCUGCUCCUGUUUGUCAAUCAGGAUUGAGUAGCUGAUGGUCAUUGAGGCGCAACGGACCGGUGAGGGAUCAGGGUUGUUAGGAAAAUGGCGCAGUGUUGUCUACAGUGCGAUCUACACCCUGACACCAUCCCAGGCUCUAGCCCCUGCCGCUAGGACUGGAAGCCAGGUGGCCCCUUGGUCCAGCCACCAGUGUCCGCUCCCCACUCAUCCUAAUCGGAUUCGCUGCUCCCGCUCCCCCCAUUCCCCCCCCCCCCCCCGGCAGUUGUGAAAGGACAAAAGGACCUGUUCCUGAACACGCGACGCUCCUCGAUCCCCUCUUACUCCUUUCUCCUUCCUCGCGCCUUCCCU
Messenger RNA from Lepus europaeus (European hare), 1142 nucleotides. Its product is annotated as histone H4. Gene Ontology annotation, cellular component: nucleosome. Gene Ontology annotation, biological process: nucleosome assembly. Bases 1 to 312 code for a protein of 103 amino acids. The transcript has a single exon. NCBI's taxonomy places the organism in Eukaryota, Metazoa, Chordata, Mammalia, Lagomorpha, Leporidae. Gene Ontology annotation, molecular function: structural constituent of chromatin; protein heterodimerization activity; DNA binding. The record is from RefSeq and is a predicted model, not a curated record.